AUGGCUGCUAUUCUGUUGAAGAGUUUGCACAGUUUGGAGUCAACGGACGAGCCAACAGUGAAGUGGAACGUUCCCCUAAGCGACGGGAAUCAUGUGAUAGAAUUCGAGCACGGGACAGCGACAGGUCGUCGAGUGGUAAAAGUGGACGGUAAGGAAUUGAUUCACAGGGACUGGAUGUUUCAACUCGUUGGGGAUGAGACCUUCAUGUUCAAUGAGAACAAGUUCGUAAUCAGAGUCGACCCAAUUCCAGGUUUAAGAUAUUCUUACACCUUGAUGGUGAAUGGAAAAAACUACAAAAAUUUCGUUCAAUCACAAUCGAAGAUUUUGCAAACCUGGCUAGCUAACGUUGGGAAUCAAGAAUACAGGAUAGUGUUAGACAAACAGGCACAAAAUGUUUGGGUAAAUGGCGAACAGGUCGAAACAGAGAACGAUUUCACCGACGAUGGCGCAGAAAUACUUUUCACGGUCGGAGAACUCCCAGCUUCUAUUAGAUCCCAGAGCUCAGGUCAAAAAGAAAUUGGAAUAAUGUACACUUUGUACAUCGACGACAUAGAAAUUGGAAAGGAAUCACUGUCGAAUGAUUCCGACGAGUCAUAG
Molecule: messenger RNA, 597 nt
Organism: Dufourea novaeangliae
Lineage: Eukaryota; Metazoa; Arthropoda; Insecta; Hymenoptera; Halictidae
Product: fas apoptotic inhibitory molecule 1
Exons: 5
Coding region: 1-597 (198 amino acids)
Biological process (GO): negative regulation of extrinsic apoptotic signaling pathway via death domain receptors; positive regulation of neurogenesis; canonical NF-kappaB signal transduction
Source: RefSeq, a predicted model, not a curated record